CCUCAGUUAUUUGCUGCAUAUUUAUCCAAAUAGUUUUAAGUCGCGAUCAGUUCCGAGCGUGUCAUAUACGAUACACUCGCGCGAGUCCAGUUUGCAGGCUGUAACUUGAAUUCUGGUUAUUUGCUUUGUAAAGCGAGCAAGUGAAUGUCGCAGUAGCACGUGCUUUGUGUACCAGAAUGGCGUUUAACGAAAACACAAGGCCGGUACUGCUGCCGAACUGCAGGAAUUAGCAGACAAUAUGGAUUUGAAUGACUCGGAUAUAGAUGAUAACAUUGAUAUCGGCGAAUCGGGUGAGGAGCAGGAGGAGUUUUUUCAACAGCCUGACGUAACACCACAGGAUGACAAUUUCGAUACUUCCGAUGAAGAACCCUUGAUAAACAUUGUAAAGAGAAUUAGUGAUCGUUGUAGGUAUAGACAUAAAGAAGAAUUUUAUCCAUCAGUAGUGAGAGAGUUUGUUCAAGAAGAAAUAAACAGAAGCGUCAAAGAACCAAUGCAAUAUUUUUGCAAAUAUCUUGACGACGAUUUUUUUGAAAAUAUUGCACAUUUCAGCAAUAUUAGAGAAGUGAAAACUACCGGAAAAUCUUUAGGAACUUCUUCUGCAGAGAUCAAAAGGUUUUUUGGAUGUUCUAUGCUGAUGGGCAUCUACAAUCUACCACGCAUUAAAAUGUACUGGGGUGUACAAACUAGAGUACCCAUAAUUUCUGAAAAAAUGUCUCGGAAUAGGUUCUUCGUUCUGAGAUCGCGCCUGAAGCUUGUUGAUGAUGACAUGGUCAGUAAAGAAGCAAGGGAUCUAGAUAGGUUUUGGAAGGUAAAGCCUAUGCUAGAGAAAAUUCAACGAGGUUGUCGUUCAAAUAUCAGAACAGAAAAUGUGUCAAUAGACGAACAGAUGAUACCUUUUCAUGGACAAGUUAAAAUGAGACAAUUCGUAAGAGGUAAGCCAAAUCCGGUAGGCCUCAAAGCUUUUGUUAUGACAACACCACAGGGAAUACCUUUAGAUAUUUUAAUGUACGAAGGGAAGGGUACUUCAGUAGAUUCCAUACUUGUAGACACGCCAGAAAAGCUUAACGUCGGAGGGAGAUAUGUUUUAAAACUGGCCGAUACACUACCAAAGGGAGUUUCAGUUUUUACGGAUAGGUUUUUUACAUCUAUACCUUUGGUAGAUUGUAUGUUAUCAAGAUCCUUGACUGUUACUGGUACUCUAAUGUCUAAUAGAGUUCCUAAAGAGGCGAAAUUCGAAUCGGACAGCAUUCUAAAGAAACGAGGCAGGGGCUCAUCGGAUCAAUUAGUAAGACAAGACGAGAAGAUGGUCCUAGUAAAAUGGUUUGACUCUAGGCCAGUGCAAAUGGCGUCAUCUAAGUGUGGUUCUGAGCCUCUAGGAGAAUGCAAAAGGUGGUCAAAAUCUGACAAUAAAUACAUACAGAUUCCACAGCCAAACGUUAUUAAGGAAUAUAACGCAUUCAUGGGUGGAGUUGACUUACUUGAUCGGGUCAUCGGAAAAUAUUGUAUGAGGUCAAGGACAAAAAAAUGGACAAUACGUUUCAUUUAUCAUUUUUUUGAUUUUGCUGCUGCUGCUUCUUGGUUGGAAUAUCGUGAAGAUGCCUCUUUAGCACGUCUUGAGAAAAAACAGAUCAUGGAUUACAUGGAUUUUAAAUUUGCUAUUGCACAAGCACUUCUUUACAAUUUGGAAGAUAAAGAAAAUGAAACAUCAGAAGAUGAAGAAGCUGUUGAAAUUAAAAAGCCUAGGCUAGUUGAAGCACUACCUGCAAGAGAUGUUAACUUUUACCAGGUGUACCGCUUGUAAUGUUUUUCUAUGCUGCAGUGUAAAUAGAAAUUGUUUUUUACUAUUUCAUAAGUAAAUUUGCAGUUCUAUGAUAUAAAUUUGCUUUGUAACAUUGAAUUAAUAAAUUUACUUUUUUAACUUAUCAUUUCUUUAAUAUAUUUUUUGUGUAGAUGGAGAUCCAAGGUAUCAUAGAUGAUACCUGGCAUAAAACCAAAAAUCUAUUUUUGUUUCAAAAAAUUUGCUU
Acanthoscelides obtectus is the source of this 2024-nucleotide messenger RNA. The record is from the annotation of a GenBank genome assembly. NCBI's taxonomy places the organism in Eukaryota, Metazoa, Arthropoda, Insecta, Coleoptera, Chrysomelidae.